Molecule: messenger RNA, 5961 nt
Organism: Silurus meridionalis
Lineage: Eukaryota; Metazoa; Chordata; Actinopteri; Siluriformes; Siluridae
Product: protein bicaudal C homolog 1-like
Exons: 21
Coding region: 300-3197 (965 amino acids)
Cellular component (GO): cytoplasm
Molecular function (GO): protein binding; RNA binding
Source: RefSeq, a predicted model, not a curated record
GGAAGUUUGAGAGAAGGGCGGCGCUCUGCUCGCGGGUGCAGUUAAAGAGCGCGUUCCCGAUCGGAGCGGAGCGGAUUGGAGCGGAAUGAGCGCCAUGCGUCGCGCGUUUCCCUCCCGCACGUCACGGGAACUUAACGGGACCGCGUCCGAUGCCAAGAACAAGUUAACACCAGAAGAGCGCUCGUAGGCAGAACACGAGCGCGUCUCUUUUUCUCUCUGUCUCUAUCUGUCUCUUUCUCUCUCUUUGUGUGUCUUGAGUGUUCCUUGCGUUGUUAAGCGGCGGGUGACGCGCGGACACCAUGGCCGCCGGGCGCAGCUCAGUGAACGGGCUCAUGCAUCAAGCGGGAGCGCCGAUCUCCAGCGACUCCCCGCCGCCUCACGGCUCCGAGGACGAGGAGCAGCAGCACGCCGGAGUCGCGGCGGUUCCCCACGACCCCGAGUGGACCGAGGAGAGGUUUCGGGUCGACCGCAAGAAGCUCGAGCUCAUGCUCUUAGCUGCCGCCGAGGGGAGGGUGAACGGAGGCGAGGAUUUCUUUCAGAAGGUCAUGGAGGAGACCAAUACUCAGAUCGCAUGGCCUUCGAAGUUAAAAAUAGGUGCAAAGUCUAAGAAGGAUCCGCAUAUCAAAGUAAGUGGGAAAAGAGACGAUGUGAAAGAAGCUAAGGAGAAGAUCAUGUCUGUCCUUGAUACUAAGAGCAACCGCGUGACUUUGAAAAUGGACGUUUCGCACACCGAACACUCGCACGUCAUUGGCAAAGGAGGCAACAACAUCAAGAAGGUGAUGGAGGAUACGGGCUGCCACAUCCACUUUCCUGACUCCAACCGUAACAACCAGGCAGAGAAGAGCAACCAGGUGUCCAUUGCAGGCCAGCCCGGAGGAGUGGAGGCAGCCCGGGCCAGAAUCAGGGAGCUGCUGCCUCUGGUGUUAAUGUUCGAGCUGCCGGUCAUAGUACAGCUGAACCCUGAUCCCAGUUCUCCGGCCAUCCAGCACAUCUCUCAGACAUACAACAUCUCUGUGGCCUUCAAACAGCGUUCUAGGCUCUACGGUGCUACUGGAGUUGUAAGGGGCUCCCAAAACAACAUUGCAGCUGUGAAGAGGGGAACAGCCAUGUUGCUGGAGCACUUAGCUGGAAGCCUGGCGAGUGCCAUUUCCGUGAGCACACAGCUGGACAUCGCUCCUCAGCACCACCUUGCCAUGAUGGGCCGCAACGGCAGCAACAUCAAGCACAUCAUGCAGAGAACCGGCGCUCAAGUGCACUUCCCUGAUCCGAACUGCCCACAAAAAAAGUCCACCGUCUACAUCCAGGGCACCAUUGAUUCUGUAUGCCUGGCACGCCAGUACCUCAUGGGCUGCCUACCGCUGGUCCUGAUGUUUGAUAUUAAAGAAGACGUUGCAGUAGAUCCACAGUGCGUCACAUCUCUCAUGGAACAGCUGGAUGUUUUUAUCAGUGUUAAACCCAAACCCAAACAGCCUAGCAAGUCAGUGAUAGUGAAGAGUGUGGAGAGGAAUGCCCUGAACAUGUAUGAAGCCCGUCGCUAUCUACUGGGCCUAGACAGCAGCGGAGUGUGUGUGUCCAUCUCCACCUCCUCCAACAGUAGUAGUAGCAGCAGCAGCCCUCCGUCUACCCUGACCCCGACUCUCAGCUGCCCCGUUGGCAUCGAUAUACUCACCUCUGCCAGCUUAGGGCUCACCAGCUUGGGUCUGCUUGGUCCUACAGCUGCUUCUCUGAGUGCUCCAUCCACCCCCAACUCUAUCCUUAAUGCCCUUAAUAGCUCCAUCAGUCCCCUGCAUGUCCCUUCAUCUGGAACACCCAGUCCUACUCUUUGGUCCAACUCACUGGCCAGUCCGACCAGCACACCAGGUUUUUCAUCACCCUUGAUGAUCCAUCCAGCCACUCAGGCCACACUGACCAACAUCCUGCUCCAGAGUUACACACAGAAUACACCAUCUCCUCCACCUGGCCUUGCCCCAAUAGAUCCACAGGUCAAUGGAGUCACAGACUGCAACAAGACCUCUAUGUACAGCAGAAUGUCCACUUCCUCACUGGCUGACAAAGUUCUGAAUGCGGCACAUGGAGAUUCUGUCCAGGAUGCCAGUUCCCACUGUCCAUCAAAAACACUGUCCAGCAAGUCCAGUCAGGAUCGAGGAUCUGAUACUUUUGUGGAGGUGGGCAUGCCACGGAGCCCCUCACACUCGGGCAGCAGCAGUGAACUAAAGCAGAUGCUGACCUCGUGUAAAACCGCCUCAGGCAAGAGGCAGGCUGUGGAGUUACUUCAGGGCACAAAGAACUCUCAUUUACAUUCAGACUGUUUGCUUUCUGAUUCGGACUCUAGUGUGUCUGAGAGUCCUGUGGCAGAUAAACGGGCUCCGGGCAGUGAGAGGGCGGCCGAACGAGCUGCCCAGCAAAACUCUGAACGCAUUCGUCUCCCGCCGCAGUCAUCUUUCACUAACAUGCAGGCAUUUGAUUAUGAGCAGAAGAAGUUGCUGGCAACCAAAGCCAUGCUAAAGAAGCCGGUAGUGACGGAGGUGCGGACCCCAACAAACACAUGGAGCGGCUUGGGUUUCUCCAAGUCCAUGCCUGCGGAAACCAUUAAAGAGCUGCGCAGGGCCAACCAUGUGUCCUACAAGCCUACUAUGUCCACUACCUAUGAGGGAACUCCUCUGUCACUAUCACGCUCCAACAGCAGAGAAGGAAUAGGAAGUGGCAGCGACUCGGACAACUGGAGGGAGAGGAACGGGAGCGGGCUCCCGUCACACAGCGAUUUUCCAACGCCCAUCAGUCCCAAGAGAAAGCAGAACAAGUCAGUAGAACACUAUCUGAGCAGCAGCAACUACACGGACUGCAUCUCCUCAGUGACUGGGAGUAAUGGCUGUAACCUCAGCUCCUCUCUAAAAGGCUCUGACCUGCCAGAGCUUUUCAGCAAGCUGGGCCUAGGGAAGUAUACAGAUGUCUUCCAGCAACAAGAGAUUGACCUGCAGACGUUCCUCACACUGACCGAUCAGGACUUGAAGGAGCUGGGCAUCACCACAUUCGGAGCACGUCGAAAAAUGCUGCUGGCCAUCUCAGACCUGAACAAGAACCGAAGGAAACUCUUUGAGCCGCCCAACAUCCGGUCCUCAUUCCUGGAGGGGGGCGCCAGCGGGCGUCUGCCGCGCCAGUACCAUGCCGAAAUUGCCAGCGUGAGUGGGCGCUGGUGAGUGCUGGUCCACCCACCCUUGUGUUACUGUUACACAGACAGCCUUAACUGCACAAAGCCAUUCCUGAUGCUUUAAUAAACAGUAUAUACUGGACCAAACUCUAGGAAUCAGUGCCAAAAAUAAAAGGUCUUUGGAAAGAAGGUUGAGGACUUUGGAGGACUUGUGUAAAUGUUGAUAACUGUGUAAAAUAUGGUUCUCUAUGCAGUAUGGUACUUGUGUGGAAAUGAAGGGAAUCCUGAAGGAUUCAUGAAGCUCCUGCACUGUUAUUGUAUAAGGAGCUAUCUGUGUACUUAGUUCAUGGGUUUUUUUAAUUUAUAUCCUUGUCUUAGACUUGUGUCAUACUAAUUCUUUGCACUUUAAGAGUACUAAAUACUUUGCCUAUGGGCUGAUUCCUCUUAAUCCGCCCUACAAGAUGUGCAUGGAGCGUAUAUAGCACUUACAUCAUGGUUGUUUUAUUUUUUAGCUUUUUUUGCAAUGCAUCAGAACUCUGUUUACUCAUCAAUUUCAUUCAAGCAAUAUAGUUUUAGGUCUUUUUUGUUUAGCUGGCACAAGGACAAAGAACCUCUCUGAUUAUCUCUGAUUAUCACCAACCAUCCUCAGGCCAGAGGUGUGCAUCGGGACUAGGACCGCCGCUAAAAAAGGUCUCAAAUGAUUUUACUCAGUAAUCCUCUAUGUAAAAUCUUACUAGGCACAAACAAAGUACCAAGCAGUACCACAGCAUUGCCUUUCAUUUAGAAGUUUUUUGGAAUGUCAUGUUCCAAGAACAGUAGUGUAUUUAACAUGGAUUUGGCAACCAUGCAAAAAGGUAUUUGCACUAGUUAGUGUAGUGCAGGAAACAACGAAUUGCUCAUUUAUUUAUAUUUCGAAAAACGUCAAGUUAAUCUGAAAAUAUCUAAAAACAGACAGCAGUGCCAUUAUAUAAGGUUUAGCCAUUGCAUUUGUUGCACAAAAAUGGCUAUGGUGAUACUAAAAUUGCCUAAAAAAAUGAUUUUGUACUUUUGUUUUAGAAAAAAAGUAGCGGUCAGAUCAAACAUGAAUAAAAUUCUCCCAGUGAAAACAUGAAUUCACUGAAGGGGAAAGGACGGUGGACAUGCAUUUGCUCUUGGCAGUGGUUGUUUUCCUGUCAUGUUUUAGGUGAAUAUUGACCUGUGAACUUGCAAGUCUUGGAUUUGUCAGCCAGUAGCUUCUUUGUGGUAUUUUGACUUGUUAAACAAAUAGGUAUGAAGGAGCUGCUUUGUAUUCAGUAUCAGUCAUUCACUUUUCUGUUUCUUUUAUCGUUUCUCGCUGUGCAACUGCAAGAAAAUAGCCGACUCUUCCACUAACACACUUUAGGCUUUUUGACGGCUUUUUUGUUUUGCUUAUUUUUUCUCUCUGGCUUCUACGAUAUUCUUCUUAGCAACAUUUAAGCUGAAUAUUUGUUUCAAUUCUGAGCAUUACUAAUGCAGCAUUUAGUUUGCAAGGUCCAGCUGUUUUAACUACCUCUUUGUCUGCUUUUCACCACUUUCCUUAAGGAACACAGCUCUAAAAUAGGAAAUUGCAUGCAAAAAAUGCAUCUCUCUGCGUCUUUACCUGGCAUUGCAGAAGGAAGGGUACGGUUAUGAUUGUCUGGUCAGCGUGUACGCAUGUAAAGCUGUGAAUGUUGCCAGUCGUUCUCUCAAGGUCGAAUCCAUCAAGUGCCUUUUUGAUACUUUUCAAAAACGAUCUCAUCGCGGUACAGCGUUUUUUGGAAUUUUUUGCCACGGAUGUAGCUAAACCACUCAUGGAAUAAUCUCGCAGAGCAUUGCUUCAUCUUUACAUGUAUAGUAUUAUUGUAUUUGCAUUCAGUAUGUUAUGUAUGACCUUACAUGUGAUUAGAGGUACUGUUGAAAAUAUGUAUUGUGCAUAUUGCAAUUUUUAUUGUCUUUUAUACUUUUUACCUACUAGUUCGUUAUGGGUCAUUUCCAGACAGCAGCGAAUGAUCAAUUAGCAGUUGGGUAUGUAGUGUUUUGACUCAGUUUUUUUAUAUAUAUAUAUAUAUAUAUAUAUAUAUACCAAAUAUGGUAUGUACAAGUGGAAGAAAAAACUUCCUGUCAGUAUUAACUGCAAAAAAAAUCGACCGACUAUGCAAAGAAAUCGCUUUGCCAUAUAAUGUUUGUUUUCUACUUAAAACACCGCAGUCUUGUUCCAAUCAAGUUCACAGGCUGCCUGACUUCCGUACAGUAUAUUGCUGCCUUGACGUUCCUGAUUAGUGCUUCGUAUGCAUCAAAUGCUAUUUUUAUAUUUGUGAUUUUGUGAGCGACCAAACUGUAUUUGAUUUGUAGAUUUAUUUUUCUUUCACUCCCUAAGAGGAGAAAAUAAAGGGAACAGAAACAGUUUUGUCUUAAUAUGUUUGACAUGGCUUUGUGACCAGGGCCAGAAUUUCUUUCUUUUCAUUUCUUUUGAGGAUCUUGAGUCACAACCAAAUGAACAAAUGCUCCAGGAUGAUCGUGUAAAGUGGCGUACAUUAUAACUCUGUUGGAGCAUUCGUAUUGAUGAUAAGGGAAUAAACAAAAGCACUAAUCUGUAUUGCUCUGCCAAAUGUUUUAUAAUCCCUUUUGUUCGUUGUUGGAUAGGGUUUAGUUUGCCAGUGCCUUGCAAAUGAAUCUAAGUUUGACACAGAUAAAAUACUCCUUAGGACUGUUAUGAUAUAAAGUUGUUUUAAUGCUAUAAACAUCUGGUACAAUUGAAUGUUAUUUACAUGUUGGAGACCUUGUUACAAAAGAAUAAAACGUAUGCAAACCUUUCA